AAAUGAACUUGAUGUUUGUUGCGAAUCGGCCUUCGCCAUUAUGAACAAAUUGAAAGGCUAUUAUUGAUAAUGGCAUAUAUUGUAUAGAUCGGAAAGGUAUAUUUUUGGAUAGGGUUUGUUUCAUAUAGCAGCUGCGCUUAGCAUCAAGUAAAGGGACCGUAGACAUGGUCGAUGGACUAAUGUGUUAGCUAUCAUGCAUUCUUUCCCUCAGUGGCACGUGAUCUGAUUUUAUUUUGAAAACAAACGACUGUGGAAGUGAGUGUUCUGCGGGAUUUUUGUCUUAUAACUCUCAUCCGGGAGUGCAAUUAUGGGUACCGGUACAAGCAGGGGAGGGAGAGGCAGUGCAAGAGGGGGAAUGGGAGGAGGAGGAGGAGGAGAAGUGAGGAGUGAAGGAAGAACUGACAGUGUCCGAGGAGUAAGAGGGCCAGGAGGGCGUUCCACCGAUGAUCUUUUUUCAGAGUGGCUUCGCAAUUGGAUAAACAGUCUCCCACCGCCAGAGGAGCUUGAGGAGGAGGACGAUGGUGACGAAGACCCUAAUGAUCCUGUACCAGGAGGAGGAGACGAUGCCGCAGCAGGAGCCGGUGGAUCAGGAGUACCAACUGAUGGAGGUAAUUCUAGCGGAGAACAUCCCCCCGCACAUCGGAUAUCAUCCCUCAAGGUCACCGAUGUCGAUCUCAAUCGUAAUUCCAAUGGCCCCAUGCAUCACACGGAUGAGUACGAAAAUGACGAAUCUAUAGGCGUCAUCUUACGACGCGGUCAGGAGUUUCAAAUCGACCUCCAUCUCAACAGGCCUUUCAAGCCAAAGAAGGAACGGCUGUUCCUUCAAUUUACCGUUGCAAGUGUCAAGAACCCCCGGCCAAUGAAUGGCACUCUUAUCGAUUUAGACAUCGAAGGUACAUACAAAGAGGGCAGCUGGAGCGCGAAACUGGAGUCAGCAGAAGGCAACUCCAUCAAGGUCAUGGUGAACAGCGCCCCCAAUUCCAUUGUCGGAGCAUACAAGUUCUUUGUCAAGGUGGAAAGUCGUGCGAGUGGAAUCGAGAGGUUAUUCCCUCAAGAUAAGAACAUCAUAGUUCUCUUCAACCCUUGGUGCGAAAAGGAUACAGUGUAUAUGGAAAGCGGGGCCGAGCGAGAAGAAUACGUCAUGGCAGACACCGGGGCGAUUUGGAGGGGCAGUGCGUUUAGCAACCGACCAACGCCUUGGACGUUUGGACAAUUUGACAGGGACGUCUAUCGGGUGGUCCUUGAGCUCAUGGAGGAGGAGAUACGACUUCCCCAAGACAGAGAAAGCGCGGUCAGGGUGUCAAGAUGGUUCACCAAUAUCAUCUAUGCGAAAGUCCUAGUAGGAAACUGGAGUGGCAAUUACGAAGAUGGUACGCGUCCAACUAGAUGGACAGGCAGUGUAAGGAUAAUUGAAGAGUAUGGAAACACCAAAGAACCCGUUAAAUAUGGCCAAUGCUGGGUUUUCUCAGGCCUCCUCACCACGUUCCUCCGCUGCGUUGGGAUACCAACCCGUAGCGUCACCAACUUUGACUCGGCCCAUGACACCGAGAGGAACAUGACGAUAGACGAGUACGUGGACAGCAACAGGACGUCGCUGAAAGAUGAAUUUUUCUACGGUCGGAGAGGAAGCGAUGGCUUAAGGACAGGAAGGGACUCUAUCUGGAAUUUCCACGUUUGGAACGAAUCAUGGAUGACGAGAAAAGACCUGCGUGGGCUGGACGAUGACUUUGACGGCUGGCAAGUCGUCGAUUCAACUCCACAAGAGAUGAGUGGUGGUAUGUACCAGUGCGGUCCGGCACCAGUAAAGGCUAUCAAACGGGGAAUCGUGGACAUUCCAUAUGAUUCAGGAUUCGUUUUCGCUGAGGUGAAUGCAGACGAGGCAAGAUGGCUCGUGACCCCGUACCGGACUCAUCGGCACUCAUUGAUGUACACGCUACUGUCACGUCACAGAAAUACCGUGGGGAAAAAGAUUAGUACGUUGAAAGUUGGAUCUGAUGAGAGAAAUGACAUCACACUGGACUACAAAUUUCCAGAAGGCUCCCCGGAGGAACGCGCUGCGGUUGAAAGAGCGGUCAGUAUGGGGAUCAACCGCGGUCUUUACGACGCAGACGACAAGCCCGAGCUUGUAUCAUUGGCUAUCGAAUGCAAGGAUGACCUGUGGAUCGGAAAGUCCGCCAGUAUCCAGAUUGAAACGAAAAAUGAGUUUGACUAUCCAAAGGAGAUUGAGCUUGAUAUAAAGAUCAGAAGUAUUCUCUAUACAGGUUUGCCGAAGGACAUUAUCAAAAAAGAUGAAAUGAAAUUUAUCGUUAAUGACAAGGAAAGCAUAAGCCAGUCAAUUCAUCUCACAUACGACGAGGAUUAUGGGGACAAGCUUGAUGAUGAAGGAAUGUUUCAAGUCAGAGCAAUCGCGACUGUCAAGGGCAGCAAAACUCCAGUCAUCUGUAAGGAGAUUUUCAGGUUCAAGCAGCCUGACCUCGAGGUCAAAGGUGACGUCAAAGGGAAGGAGGUCAAACUGACGGUUAAGUUCAAGAAUCCGCUGAAUAAACGCCUGACCGGUUGUACGUUUACCGUCGAAGCACCAAAGCUCGUCAGACCUUUCAGUGUCAACACAGAGGAUAUUGAACCUAACGAGAUGAUCGAGAGGGAAAUCCGAUUCACAUCGAGAUCGUCUGGACGUAAGACCGUGAUCGUCGAGCUCGAUACAAACCUCAUCAAGGACGUCACUGGCUCGGUCAAAGUAGAAGUCUAGAUCUUUAAUCAACAUCAAUGAUCACGAAUGUCACUUUGGGACAUGUUACACAGCUAAGACUUUGAUGUCGAUUGACGUACUGGGAGGGCCACAUCAGUCAUUUUAUUUUGGUGUUCUGGGCUCCGUAACACAAAGAUUAGCGAUUAAUCGCUAAUUUGAAAGAACAAUUCUGAUUGGUUCCUAUCAGUC
Messenger RNA from Lytechinus variegatus (green sea urchin), 2938 nucleotides. RefSeq names its product protein-glutamine gamma-glutamyltransferase 4-like. NCBI's taxonomy places the organism in Eukaryota, Metazoa, Echinodermata, Echinoidea, Temnopleuroida, Toxopneustidae. The coding region runs from base 308 to 2749 and encodes 813 amino acids. Gene Ontology annotation, biological process: peptide cross-linking. Gene Ontology annotation, molecular function: protein-glutamine gamma-glutamyltransferase activity. The transcript has 13 exons. The record is from RefSeq and is a predicted model, not a curated record.